AUGGUUUCAUCACUGGUCCAAAAGUCCGUUGCGAUGAAGAUUCAGCACGAGAGCGAGGCAGGGUCGUUGGCCUAUUUGCGCUAUUUGCUCACCGGGCAAUUCCACUUGAGCAGGAGCGUGUUGAGUUUCGCGUUUUCGGCCGAGCUGCUGCCAGGAGCCAGAGAGCAGGGUUUUCAAGCCUCCAUGAUGCUGCCACAGAUCAAAGCCCAAUGCGAUGUGCAGAUGAUUCGGGUCUUAGUCCAAAACACGGCAGAUGUCAACCUCAGGUGUCACGGCUUGGAAAAGAUUUGCCGUCAGCCCUCGGGCCACACGCCGCUGAUGAUGGCGGCCAGAUGCAAGCAAGAUCCGGUCGUGCUGUCGACGCUGUUGGAGCUCCAAGCCGAUCUCACCGCUGCGAGCCGCUUUGGUGCGCAGGUGAUCCACUGGGUCCAGACGCCCGGACAGGUGCAGGUGCUGGCCAACGCCGGCGUGGACAUGCAAAACUUGACCCGCUUCCGCAACCCUCCCUUGGCCUCGGUGGCCUGUUGGGCGAGCUUCGACACGGUGAAGGAGAUGAUUUUGCACAGGUGCGACGUGAAUCCAUCCAAUGCUGGGAUCCAUCCUCUGCACGUGGUGGCGGCCUUUUCCAAGCGCCAAGCGGCGGAGAAAGCCCAGCUGCUCUUGGAACAUCGCGCGGAGGUGGACGUGCAGCUGUCCACGGCGGGGACCAGUAUUUUUGCAUGCAUCUGCCACAGCUCCCAGAUCAUCUCCUACAUGUAUGACUUCGGAUCCUUGUCGGCUGCCACCAAACUCUUCGGAAGCCUAGAAGGCAUCACACCUUUGGGCAUGGCGGCAUUUUUCGGUGAUCAUUCUUUGACCAGGUGCCUGUUGGAAGCAGGAGCUGACAGAUCCAUUGCCAAUGCCCGUGGCGACCUUCCAUUGAUGUUAGCAAAUGCUCAGGGGCACAGAGCAAUCGUCAGUGAGCUUGAGGGUUUUCAACAGCGUGACAAGGAUCAGCCUUGA
Molecule: messenger RNA, 1002 nt
Organism: Durusdinium trenchii
Lineage: Eukaryota; Dinophyceae; Suessiales; Symbiodiniaceae
Source: the annotation of a GenBank genome assembly